Molecule: messenger RNA, 2114 nt
Organism: Sitodiplosis mosellana (orange wheat blossom midge)
Lineage: Eukaryota; Metazoa; Arthropoda; Insecta; Diptera; Cecidomyiidae
Product: probable aconitate hydratase, mitochondrial
Exons: 7
Coding region: 421-1935 (504 amino acids)
Biological process (GO): tricarboxylic acid cycle
Cellular component (GO): mitochondrion; cytosol
Molecular function (GO): aconitate hydratase activity; 4 iron, 4 sulfur cluster binding
Source: RefSeq, a predicted model, not a curated record
CCAUAAAUAGUACAUAUCAAAUAUUAUGAAUCCUAUUGUUGUCGCACGACAGCUGGUCAAAAGUAUGGCGUCGGUUUCUGGAAGCCCGGAUCUGGUAUCAUCCAUCAGAUCAUUUUGGAGAAUUACGCCUUCCCGGGAUUGUUGAUGAUUGGUACAGACUCGCACACACCAAACGGUGGAGGAUUGGGUGGCUUGUGCAUUGGUGUUGGUGGUGCUGAUGCUGUUGAUGUUAUGGCCAAUAUUCCAUGGGAACUUAAAUGCCCAAAAGUGAUCGGUGUACAUUUGAGUGGAAAGAUUAGCGGAUGAACAUCACCAAAAGAUGUUAUCCUUAAGGUGGCCGAUAUUUUGACUGUAAAAGGUGGUACGGGUGCUAUUGUAGAAUACUAUGGAAAGGGUGUUGACUCAAUUUCAUGUACCGGUAUGGCAACAAUCUGUAACAUGGGUGCUGAGAUCGGUGCUACCACAUCAACCUUCCCAUUCAAAGGCCGUAUGUCUGACUAUUUGAAAUCAACUGGUAGAGGUGAUAUUGCCGCUGAAGCUGCAAAAUACCAAGCAAAACUUUUAUCAGCUGAUAGCGGUGCUGAAUACGAUCAAGUCAUCGAUAUUGAUUUGGAUAAACUCGAACCACAUGUUAACGGUCCAUUCACUCCAGAUCUUGCUCAUCCAAUCACAAAACUCGGCGAAAAUUCAAAGAAAAACGGAUAUCCAUUAGACAUUCGUGUUGGUUUGAUUGGUUCAUGCACAAACUCAUCUUACGAAGACAUGGGUAGAUGUGCUUCAAUUGCAAAGAAUGCUAUGAACCACGGAGUUAAAUCAAAGAUUCCGUUCAACGUCACACCAGGAUCUGAGCAAAUUCGUGCUACAAUCGAACGAGAUGGAAUUGCUGAAACAUUCAGAGAGUUUGGAGCUACUGUAUUGGCUAAUGCUUGCGGUCCAUGCAUUGGACAGUGGGAUCGUAAAGAUGUGAAAAAGGGUGAGAAGAACACAAUCGUUACAUCAUACAAUCGAAACUUUACCGGACGUAAUGACGCAAAUCCAGCCACACAUUGUUUCGUCACAAGCCCUGAAAUGGUGACUGCAUUGUCGAUCGCCGGUCGUCUCGAUUUCAACCCUUUGACUGACUCCCUCAAGGGUGCAGAUGGCAAAGAAUUCAAACUUGAACCACCAUUCGCUGAUGAAUUGCCAAGCAAAGGCUUUGACCCAGGCAGUGACACAUAUGCCGCACCACGUGAGGACGGCUCUUCCGUUAAACUAGAUGUUGAUCCAAAGAGCCAACGUUUGCAAUUGUUGGAACCAUUCGACGCUUGGAAUGGCAAGGACCUGACCGACUUAACCGUUUUGAUCAAAGUCAAGGGAAAAUGUACAACUGAUCACAUCUCAGCUGCUGGCCCAUGGCUUAAAUAUCGUGGUCACUUGGACAACAUUUCAAAUAACAUGUUCAUUGGUGCUGUUAACUCAGAGAAUAGCGAAGUGAACAAAAUUAAGAAUCAAUUGACCGGCGAUUGGGCUGGUGUUCCAGAUGUUGCCCGUCAUUAUAAAGCCAACGGUGUCCAAUGGGUUGCUGUUGGUGACGAAAACUACGGAGAAGGUUCAUCUCGCGAGCACGCUGCUCUUGAGCCACGUCAUCUCGGUGGUCGUGCUAUCAUUGUCAAAUCAUUUGCCCGUAUCCACGAAACUAACUUGAAGAAACAAGGUCUUUUGCCACUUACAUUCGCCAAUCCAUCAGACUAUGAUAAGAUUCAACCAACCGACAAAAUUUCGCUUCUUGGAUUGUCUAACUUGGCUCCAGGUAAAUCAGUCGACUGUGAAAUCAAACACGCCGAUGGAUCCGUAGACAAAAUCAAAUUAAACCACACACUCAAUGACCAACAAAUCACAUGGUUCAAAGCUGGAAGUGCUCUCAACCGUAUGAAACAAAUCGCAGCCGGCAAAUAAGUCAUCCAAAUCCAUUAAUCAUAUUGAAAGCUAUUGUUGAUUCGAAAUAUAAGAGCGAAACCGAUUUCAAGAAUAAUAUUGGCGAUCAGAAUUAUCAAUUAAAGCAAAAUAAAAAGUAAUGUAACUGAUUUUGUAUAGAAAUUGCAUGAAUAAUAAAUCAAAUUUCAUUUAAUAGAAAA